This is a messenger RNA of Phytophthora sojae, 1610 nucleotides long. RefSeq lists its product as hypothetical. The coding region runs from base 23 to 1447 and encodes 474 amino acids. Lineage: Eukaryota; Oomycota; Peronosporomycetes; Peronosporales; Peronosporaceae. The record is from RefSeq and is a predicted model, not a curated record. The transcript has a single exon.
GCGCAAGAUAUCCGAGACCAAGAUGUUGCGUCGCUUCGGUUUGCUCUGCUUCCUCGUGGGGGCCCCUCUGAGCUCGGCCUCCAGCGCCGCGGUGCUCAAGAUGGCGGUCACCAAGUCCUCGGACGCCGCCGCCACCUCGACCACCGCCGGCUCGGGAUCUUCGGGCGUCGUGGGGACGGUCUCGGCCGCCGACACCUCGUCGUCCUCGGCGGGCACUGUGGGCACCACCGCCACGACCUCGUCGGCCUCUGGCAGCAGCAGUGGCUGGCACAUGACGGCCGUCACGUCCGUGCAGGCGCGCGUGCAGGGCGACGCCCCCGUGUGGAACGAGGAGGCCAAGCUCUGGCUGUCCAAGUACGGCGACACGACGGAGCUGGCGUACAUGAACAACCUGGACACGGUCAACACGGCGUCCGUGGAGGGCGCGCUCAUGUACGUGCAGGCCGAGGGCAUCAACGUGAACGAGCAGUCGGUCAAGUGCCACCGCAAGAACGACAUGCAGUACGUCGUGUUCUACGAGAUCACCAUCGUGCAGCCGACGUACGGCAUCAAGUACUACGAGAGCCACACGCCUCCGGAGUACGGCGAGUUCGUGGCCAUGGACGGCGCCAAGUGCACGGACGAGGGCGACGACAUUUCCGAAGACUGCAAGGUCUACUACGGUCUGGACGGCCAGAUGGACAUUGGCCCUACCGUGGGAAGCAACCUGCAGACGUCGGACCCGCGCGCCCCGUACCCCGGCAACUACUGGUUCUCAUACCCCAACUCGUGCGCGCAGGAGCUUCGCGCCGACAAGACGGACGAGUGCCGCGCCGAGUACCCUGGCGGUCUGUGCGCCAUGGGUGUUACGCCGGACGGUGAUAACUGCACUUUCAGCUACAAGAUUCUGGGCUACCUGAACAUCGACGACCUGGUCGGCAUCACGGAGAUGGGCUACAGCAACUACACGGAGUUCUGCGAGGACGGUGGCGUGGAGUUCAAGGCCACCAACACCGGCAGUGGCUUCGAGGUGGACGAGGCCAUUGACUUCUGGCUGAACCCGGGUGACGAGGACGCCAACUCGAACCGCACUACCAUCAUGGUGGAGAUGUACAACGAGCUGGCCAAGAAUGGCACGAGCGAGAACAUGGAACCGCUCCCGUCGGUCGAUACGCUGACGUCGGCCAACCCCAAGUGCUACGAGAACAGCGCUGCCUGCGCCAGCUCGCAGUACGGCUGCAACCGCACGCUGUACUCGCAGAUCUGCGCCGUGUGCUCGUCGGAUGCCGACGGUUGCGAGGCCGCUCCCUCGUCCUUCUCGUUCCCGGAGCUGACGCUGCCUUCUAACUCUUCGUCGGACGGCUCGUCGGACUCGACCAAGACCGGCUCCUCGGGCAGCCCGAUGACUGCGACGAUGACGUCUGCCGCUGUGGCCCUCGUGGCCAUGGUCGCCAGCAGCCUGCUGUAAGCGUGUGUAUUUGUACAUGACAUUUGAUGUUCAUGGUACUGCAAACGCCGCCGCUUCGGAGUGGGGAACGGAGCACCCUCGGACUGCUCGGGCCUAGCCACGUUGGCAGCGAUUCGUAGGGCUUGCUACUGUGAAUUCAAAGUAAACUCAAGUUCCGGUAUCG